Molecule: messenger RNA, 1920 nt
Organism: Ctenopharyngodon idella (grass carp)
Lineage: Eukaryota; Metazoa; Chordata; Actinopteri; Cypriniformes; Xenocyprididae
Gene: enpp6
Product: ectonucleotide pyrophosphatase/phosphodiesterase 6
Exons: 8
Coding region: 29-1408 (459 amino acids)
Source: RefSeq, a predicted model, not a curated record
GGACGGAGAGUUUUCAUGAAUCAGCAGGAUGAGUGUGUUCUGUUCAUCAGUUCAGUUCGGCUCUCAGCAGCGGAGCAUCAUGACUCGAGCCGCUCUGAACAUCAGCAUCGCUUUUAUUCUCCUUCUGUCCCGAUGCUGCGACGCAAACCGCAAACUCCUGGUGUUCCUGAUCGAUGGCUUCCGCUAUGAUUACAUGGACGAUUUACAAAACCUGGCCGGAUUUAGAGAGAUCGUGGAAAACGGUGUGAAAGUGGAUUACCUGACUCCAGAUUUCCCCAGUCUGUCCUAUCCAAACUACUACUCUCUAAUGACAGGACGCUACUGUGAGGUGCACCAGAUGACUGGGAAUUACAUGUGGGAUAAGGACACCUUGAAGGAAUUCCUUAUCGGAACCAAUCCGGACAGCCGUCUGCCCCUGUGGUGGGAUGGAUCGGAGCCGCUGUGGGUCACCAUGCAGAAACUAGGGAAGAGAGUCUACAUGUACUACUGGCCAGGUUGUGAAGUGACGAUUCAUGGAGUCAGACCUACGUUCUGUGAGGAAUAUGUGUACAAUCCUUCAGAGAAGAACCUGACCGACGCCAUGGAGAGCGCUCUCAAUAUGUUAAAGAGCAAUAAAGCAGACAUGGCUGGUAUUUAUUAUGAGAAGAUUGAUGUGGAAGGGCAUCACUUUGGGCCGCACUCUCCCGAAAUACAGCGUGCCAUUCGCUCACUGGAUCAGGCUUUCCAGAUUCUCAACCAGAAAAUCAAGGAGAAGAAUAUGAGAGACGAUAUAAACGUGGUGCUGUUCUCUGAUCACGGCAUGACGGAGCUCAAGUGGAUGGAGAAGGUCAUUGAACUGGAUAACUACAUUGACAUGUCGCACAUCAUUAAAAUGAUGGACAGAGGGCCGGUGGUCAGUCUGUGGCCCAAACAGGACAAGUUUGAGGAGAUAUAUCAGAACCUGAGCACUUCAGACAACAUGAACGUUUAUAAGAAACAAGAGAUCCCAGACCGCUACCACUACAAGAACGGCAGGUUCGUCUCAACGCUGACGCUGGUGGCGGAGCCGGGAUGGUUCAUCACUGAGAAUAAAGCCAAACUGCCCUUCUGGAAGAACGGCACGGAAGAGGCGGAGGGCUGGCAGCACGGCUGGCACGGAUACGACAAUGAGUUUGUGGACAUGAGGGGAUUUUUUUUGGCACAGGGACCAGACUUCAAGACGAACUUCCGCGCCGGUCCCAUUCGAACAGUAGAUGUGUAUAACGUCUUGUGUAAGACGCUGGGGAUUGAAGCGCUGCCCAACAACGGCUCCUGGUCUCGGGUGGAGUGUCUCAUGAGGAGCUCGGCCGCUGCCGUACGGGCCGCUCUGACCUCCAGCUUCCUGCUGCCGCUGCCGCUGCUGCUGCUCACACACUCCAUCACCUGCUAGAACAUUCCACAGCACACAACAUGAGAGGGAAGAUACAUCAAACACUUAUUAUAUGCCUUAGCGUGUGCCAUGAUGUCAGAUAAAUGCCAAGAAAAACAGUAUUCACUGCAUUGCCUCUAUUUUUGAGUUGUAAAUAUCAUUGAAUACUGAUGGAUUUGAAGGAAUGUUGGUGCUGGAUGAACCAAUUUGCACAUUUUCACUGAAAUUUUGACCUGAGGUCAAAAGAUUUAUAUUUUAGAAAAAUAUGAUCUUUUAUUAUGUAAUUUCCUCCAUGUCCUCCAUCUGUUGUUAUUCAGUUUUAACACAGAGCAGAUUUUUUUUUUCUUUUUUUCCCUGAUCACUAUAAAAUGACUAAUUUGGCCAGUGUCUCCUCUCUGUCGAGAUAUGUGCUGUUUCAAAUGUAAGGCAUUGUAUUGUUAUUAUUUGUUUAAUUUCUAUAACCAUAGAUUAUCCAUCUUCCUUUAGUACAGGGUUUGUACUCAUUUCUUUCACAAUAAAAUAUUUUCUCAAGA